Messenger RNA from Paramuricea clavata, 618 nucleotides. The record is from the annotation of a GenBank genome assembly. Lineage: Eukaryota; Metazoa; Cnidaria; Anthozoa; Malacalcyonacea; Plexauridae.
AUGGUCAAUGAUAUCAAGGCGGUGAGUCUCUCCAAUGAUUUAUCCAAAUUUGCUGAUGAUAUUGCAAUAAUAGCACCAGUUUAUGAUUACGAAGAUUCAGCUGGGGAUGAAGUAGAAAAUAUGAAGCUAUGGUCAAACGAGAAUAGAAUGUCUUUAAACAUGGAGAAAACCUAUGAAAUGAUAGUUCGCGGAAAAGUGUCUACUCCCCUUCCGGAUCACAUCCCAUCCAUAAAACGGAAAGAAUGGCUCAAAUUAUUGGGUGUCACGAUGGAAGCCAUACCUGGUAAAUGGGAUAAACAUUUCGAAGAGAUGAUGAAAAAGCUAGUAGAAGAAUGUAUAUUCUAAGGGUUUGUAAACACUACGGGCUCUCUACACAUCAAUUGGAUCUUCUCUUCAAUAGUCUCAUAGUCUCUCUUUUCACCUUUGCAGUCGAAGUUUGGGGUGAAGCAUCGUACAACAAAUACGUAAGUCAAAUUGAUAAGUUUGUCAAUCGUGCCUAUAGAAAUGGUUAUACAAGCAACAGAUCAGAUUUUAAAGCAACAAUAUCGAACAGAGACAAGAAAUUAUGGUCAAGAAUUAUAAAUGAUGAUAAGAAUGCCUUACGCAAUCUUUUACCUA